Molecule: messenger RNA, 1978 nt
Organism: Cornus florida
Lineage: Eukaryota; Viridiplantae; Streptophyta; Magnoliopsida; Cornales; Cornaceae
Product: putative F-box protein At3g24700
Exons: 2
Coding region: 249-1163 (304 amino acids)
Molecular function (GO): protein binding
Source: RefSeq, a predicted model, not a curated record
UAUUUUUUGCCCUUUAAAAAAAUUCAGUAUUCCAGCCGCCUCCCUGUUGUGAGUCUUGUGACUUCAAAUAGCUCAAGCCAGUACCUAAGCCUUUCUCCCUCAUCCUCACCAUCGCCGGCCACCGUUGCGUCUUCCGUCAGCUCCACCAUCACCGGCCACCGUUGCGUCUUCCGUCAGCCCCACCAUCUCUAGCCGAUCUUCUAGCCGACAGAGCAAGCUAGGGCAGAAAUUGUAAGCAGCAUCAUAGCAUGGGAAGCAGAAACAGUGGCAACAACAAAAUCAACAGCAACAACUUGAAUUGCCUGCCAAGAGAGAUCAUCUAUGAGAUACUAACAAGAGUACCUGCUGAAUCACUUGUUAGAUUCAAACUAGUAUGCAAGUUGUGGAAAACCAUCAUAUCUGAUCCAAAUUUUAUCAGCUCUCAUCUUCACAUAUGGAAAUCCAAGCCCUCAUUCAUGUUCACAGCAGAUUUAUCAUCCAAUCGCUUGCUUCUUUCGGAUUUCCAGGACGAAGACUCCACAGAUUUUCCCAUACGUAUUCCCAAAGGUUACCGCCAUAUUGUUGCCUCAACUGAUGGUUUAUUACUUCUGGAAGGUUCUGAACAAAAAGAUGGUCGUUUAGUAACAAAGUUGUGUGUUCAUAAUCCUGUUACUGGUAGUCAAAAGUUGUUACCUCCAACUUUAAAUCACAGAGUGAUUCAGCAGGACAAUUUUUCCAUAGUAUGUGAUGCUUCAAUUCAAAAAUAUAAAGUGGUGCUUUUUAUUGAUGAUGGAGGUAUUAUCCAUGACAAAAUCCACAUCAUUACUGGCGACAAUGAUGUAGAUCGGGGCAGCAUUGAAUGGAGGGAAUUGAUCAGUCCAUCCGCAUUUUGCCUCGAAUUUGGUUUCAGGCCCAUCACCGUGAAUGGGAUAUUGCAUUGGUUAGCGUACGCUUAUGAUGUUAAGAGUUUUUAUAAUCCUCCUCUUCUAGUGGGUUCUGUUCAAUCAAUGGACAUUGCUAAAGAGGAAUUUAGGCAAGGAAUAAGCUUACCAUGUCAACCAAAAUCAGAUUCUUGUCGCAGACUGAUAAACUGCUACUUGUUAGAGAUUGAGGGAUCGAUCUACUUCUCAAACCCCGCCACAGAAAUGGAAUUAGAGUUAAUGGAUGUUGGAGGAUUUGGCUAAUCAUAUCUGGGUUAAGAAACAUAAAAUAUGUCUUCAUUCAAUUGUUGGUAAGCCUUAUAGUCUGUCAAGUUUCUUAGAUCCUGAUUCAUUUUACCCAGGUCAAAUGAUGGGGAAUCAUGAAUUGAUCAUCGUUCAUGAUAAUGUUACAAAGGCCGUGUUUGUUGUAGAGGAAAUGGGCUGGUACUUGUACAACUUGAGGAGCCAGGAGUUGAAAGAUAUUGUCUGUUGGUCUCGUGGAGUGAGAGGAUGUUAUUUUUUAACUGGUUUUCAGGUUACUCAUGUCAAAAGUCUAGUUGGUUUGAAUUGAAAAUUGUAGUGGAACCACUAUAUCUCUAAGUGGUUCUACUAAGAUUUAUCUCUUAACCGAUUUUUCGGUUUAUGCUCAAAGUGCUUGACAUUGUAGUUAGAAUCUUCAAAUCUGAGGGUUUGCAUCAAAUCUUACAGGGUCAAAAAGGGAAAAAGAUUGGAGAGACCGUUACGACUCGAGGAGCAAUGAAUUGGAAGGCAUUUGCAUUAGGAGCAGCAGUGAUCAAAGGGCUGGAACUAAUGAAGUUCCCAACUUCACUUAUGUGAAAAACCUAGUUGAUUGGAAUUGAAAUUGUCUCUGCUGUUACUCUGUGAUACACCAGCUAGUGAAAAUGUCUUCUCGUAUCAGUAAUUGCGUGAAGUACCUAUGUGGUUUUUGCUGUUCUUCAUCCUUGUUCAGACUUAAGAUUUUCAUGUGUUAAAUCUAGUACCCUAAAUUUCACACAAAACUAUCAAUCACAAGUUUACAACAUAUUUCAUAGAAUUCAUUUGUUUUCUUUUUUUGUAAA